This is a messenger RNA of Anthonomus grandis grandis, 1005 nucleotides long. RefSeq names its product thioredoxin-related transmembrane protein 2 homolog. Gene Ontology annotation, molecular function: disulfide oxidoreductase activity. Bases 105 to 905 code for a protein of 266 amino acids. Gene Ontology annotation, cellular component: membrane-bounded organelle. NCBI's taxonomy places the organism in Eukaryota, Metazoa, Arthropoda, Insecta, Coleoptera, Curculionidae. The transcript is spliced from 5 exons. The record is from RefSeq and is a predicted model, not a curated record.
ACAGAGCUGUCUGUCAUCUGUCAAUGUGAAGAGCAAAACCAGCUGAGUGCUUAUAUUUGGUUAGUUUGUUUACUAGUUUAAGUCGGUUUAAAUUUUACAUAAUAAUGUCGGUAAAGAAAGAUCUUUUACAGCUCUUAAGGCCGUAUUAUUUAGUUAAUAUAAUUCUUAGUUUAUCAUACAUUGUUAUUAAAAGAAUUCCAGGCGUUUGCAACUAUAUAUUUAACACAGACAACUGUGAAUUUGAAGGGAGGGAAACGGAAAUACUAUUUUUCCUACUUAUUGUAAUCGUAAUGCGAACAAGAAAAACAGGAAGUGUUAGCAUGAUCAGCUAUUUAUCAUCCAGUUUUAUAUACACAAAAAUUGCUAACCUUAUAUUGUGGUUUAAUGCAGAUUAUAAAAUGGGCAUUGUUUAUGGAAUUCUAUUUAUAUUGGGUGCUUUAUUAGUUCCUGAGCCAGCCUACUCAGGUCCAAAUAAUGUGAUCUACUUCAAAGGGGAAAGUGAUUUAACUGAGGAGGUUUCCAAUAAGACAACUUGGCUGGUGGCCUUUUACACUGCUUGGAAUCCAACUUGUGUUAAUUUAGCCCCUGUGUUUGCUAAAUUAAGUACAAGUUAUGCUCUGGACAAUUUAAAAUUUGGAAAAAUUGAUAUUGGGAGGUAUCCAGAGGCUGGCAAAAAGUAUCAUGUUAGUGACAGCAGUAUGAGUAAACAGUUACCAACUAUUAUCUUGUUCCAAGAAGGAAAAGAAGUUACGAGAAGACCAAUGGCAGAUGCAAAAGGAAAACUAAUAAAAUUCAUGUUCUCUGAAGAAAAUUUAAAGAUGGCCUUUGGUUUAAACAACUUGUAUGAAACAGCAAAAAAAGAAACGAAGUCGGAAAACAUUAGUAAUUCCAAAAAAAAUAAAUAAUUAUAAAAAUGCAAUCUUUAUUACCGUUGAGAUUGAGGAUAGAAUAAAAUGUUUGUUUGUGACACAAUGAGCACUCGAAAAAAAAAAUUUCUUAAAAUAA